AUGAAGCGUCACGCCGGCCAAAGCGACAGUGUUGCUGCCGCUAUGGAGGCAGGGCGUGUCAGGGCUGGGUCUGGCGGCAACGUCAACGUCUCCACGAUGCCGACGAUUCAGCCUUAUCAGGCUUCUGGCGUCGGCGGGUUCAGCCCGCACUCCGGCGGCAACGACAAGGCCAGGAGGGACCGCGACAGCUGGCAGCAAACCGUCUCGAUCGGCUGCGCCAUCUGGGUGGUGGGCUGGUUCGCCGGCUACGGCGUGAUGUGGCCCCUGGGCGUUGCCGCGCAGUUGCUUUCCUGGUUCUUGUCCUUCACGCCGUUCGGCAGCGUGUUGUCGUGGUGGAGUUCGGGGCUGCCGGCUCCUGAGGUUUUCCCCGCGGCCACGGAGCUGCAUCUGGCGACUAACAAAGUGGCCAGGUACAUGGAGAGUUACGCGCAGAACUACGGCGAUGCCGCGCUCAUCUUCGCGGCACACGACGGCUACGCGCAGGUUGUGACUGGCCUGCUCGCGAGCAAGGAGCUGGGCUACAGCGAGCUCGUGGACGCGGCGGACGAGUCUGGCCACACGGCGCUCCUAUACGCGGCCGGGCGCGGUUUCACGCAGGUCUCGGCGGCCUUGCUGCGCGGGGGCGCCGAGCCCGACGCGCCGAAGCAGGGCAAGGAGGGCCAUGGGCUCACCGCGCUGAUGCAGGCUGCGGGCUCUGGGUACCGCGAGAUCGUGACGCUGCUUCUGGCAGCCAACGCCACCGUGGACCUGCAGGACGAGUUCGGGAACUCCGCGCUCAUGUACGCGGCUCACGGCGGCCAGCUCGGCUGCAUCCAGGAGCUGCUGAAGCAGGGCGCGAUGCGCGACCUCACCAACCGCAGGGGCGACACGGCUCUGUCCCUGGCGACAGCCAAGGGUCCGCAGGCCGUGGUGGACGCCCUGCAGCGCGGCGCGAGGCCCGUGCUGGAGUCGGCCGUGCGCCGAUCCGGCCGGGAUGCCGCCAGUUCUGAGCUCUGGAAGGAGUUUCAGUGCCUGUGCUUUGUGGCUCACCACCUGGCCCUCUGGGCCCUUCACGGUUCCACGCACUUCUUCGGCGUGUAUGCCUAG
Prorocentrum cordatum is the source of this 1086-nucleotide messenger RNA. The record is from the annotation of a GenBank genome assembly. NCBI's taxonomy places the organism in Eukaryota, Dinophyceae, Prorocentrales, Prorocentraceae.